Beta vulgaris subsp. vulgaris (sugar beet) is the source of this 597-nucleotide messenger RNA. RefSeq names its product probable calcium-binding protein CML14. NCBI's taxonomy places the organism in Eukaryota, Viridiplantae, Streptophyta, Magnoliopsida, Caryophyllales, Amaranthaceae. The record is from RefSeq and is a predicted model, not a curated record. Gene Ontology annotation, cellular component: myosin II complex. Gene Ontology annotation, molecular function: calcium ion binding. The transcript has a single exon. The coding region runs from base 1 to 597 and encodes 198 amino acids.
AUGCACAUAUCAAAAGCUAGGGAGCGAUUAGCUUUGCCCAAUCUUUCUCAAAAAUACAAAUUUAAAGACGCGUCAUUAGUUUAUUUAUUAUCAAAAGCUAAGCAUAAAUUUUCUUUGAAUGAAAUCAAAGAAAGAAGAAAAUGGAGAUUAAAGGCAAAAAAGCUUAAACAUUCCACAACAAAAUUGAAGGAAACAUUCUCAUUAUAUGAUAAAGAUGGGGAUGGCAAAGUUGAUCCAUCAAAUCUUGGUGUUAUGAUUCGAACUUUGGGUGGUAACCCAACAGAAGCCCAAGUAAAUGAUAUUCUAACCAAAGAGAAUUUAAAUGGGCCGUUUGAUUAUGAUAGAUUUGUGGAUUUGAUUAAGAAGCAUUUAUGGGUUAGGCCCAAAAAACAUGAGCUACAUAAAGCCUUUAAAGUUAUUGAUAAUGAUGAUGAUGGGUUUGUUGAGGUUACAAAACUUAGACAUAUUUUGACAACUAUGGGUGAGAGUUUGGAUGAGGAAGAAUUUGAUGACUGGAUCCAAAGUUUAGGUGUUAAUAAUGAAGGGAAAGUAAGUUAUCAAGAGAUUAUUUCUCCUAUGGUGGCUUCUCCUUCUUGA